Selaginella moellendorffii is the source of this 1801-nucleotide messenger RNA. RefSeq lists its product as uncharacterized. Gene Ontology annotation, cellular component: intracellular membrane-bounded organelle. Bases 324 to 1022 code for a protein of 232 amino acids. The transcript has 3 exons. The record is from RefSeq and is a predicted model, not a curated record. Lineage: Eukaryota; Viridiplantae; Streptophyta; Lycopodiopsida; Selaginellales; Selaginellaceae.
GCCUCACGCAUUCGUUUGAGUUGUACAUAGGAAAAAAAAAAGCUUUCGCUCGCUUGGAUGGAAUUGAACCGGCGACCUGGAGAGUCUGACAAGUGUCGCAACCGCGUAUCGCUAGAUCAGCAGUCAAUGGAAGCCCGGCAUUUCAAAUUUGCUCGAUAGGGUUCCAAGGCUCUUCCUCUUUUCCACGCUCUCUCUCACGCGCUGUCCACCGAUCGAUCGAUCAAUCAAUUCGAGCUCCGGAUCACGCCAGGUGUGCCUUUGGUCUUUGCUUCCUCCUGUGGCAGGGAUUUCACUCAGGGAAUGCGACUGGGAUUGUCGCGGCCAUGACAGUGGAGGUGGUUGUGGAAAAUGGAGGCGCCGAGGUGUCGCCGGUGGCCAAGAUUGUCACGCUGGAUGUUAAGCGGCAAGGCUCUGCCGAGAUUAACGUUACUCCCAAUCCUUCCAUGGAGGAUGAGGGCGAUAGGAUCGAUCUAGUCAGAGAUUCCGAAGGGAGAUGGGUCGUGCGGUGGUGGAAGGCUCGAAUUUCACGGCCUUUCAUGCUUAUCGUUCGCAGAGGAACUGAGCCCAGGCAACUUGCCUUUUCUGCUGCUUUAGGCGUGACACUGGGAGUUUUCCCGAUCUAUGGUCAGUUUUUUCUUCACGAUCUCUUUGACUUGGCCCAGAAAGGGAGAAAAAAAUUUGUGCUUGCUGACUUUACUUGGCUCUUCGUUUUUGUAGGUGUGACGUUAUUUUUGUGUGCGAUCGCAGUUUGCGUUCUCAGAUCCAGAUGCCACGCUCCAACUUUGAUGCUCACAAAUUUCGUUGCUACUCCACUAGAGCUCGCGCUGUUGAUCCCUUUCCUGCGGCUGGGAGAAUGGCUAACGAACGGUGGACACAUAAUGCUCUCGUCCAACGCUCUCUGGAAGGCCGUCACUGGAAAAGCCACCAAAUCUAUACUUUUAAGCCUUCUCCAUGCGGUAAACACAAAGAUGGAUCACAUUUUUAAGCGAAGAUGUGUGAUGUCUCAUUCGUUGGGUAGCUGACUCCACUUAACUGUUUAUUACAGCUUGUUGGCUGGGCUGUCGCAGCACCUGCGAUCAUGGCCCUCCUGUAUUUCUGUUUCUUGCCCAUAUUCAGCUGUUUGAUCCGGAGAUACGGAGCAAAAACCGACCCCGGUCUUCAGAUUGGACUUCUCGAAGAGGAAGAGCAGUAGAGGUGAGACUGAUUUUUCUUGCGAGCUAACAAUUUGUUUAUUCCAGGGAUACUUCAAGCUAUCGUUUGUCUUCACUAGGAGCUGAUUCGUCCUCCUCGUCGGUGCCUUUCUCUGGUGCCGCUGGCGGAGGAUUAACCAAGAGUUGAAGACCAUAGAGCGCCAAUCCAAUGGCGUCGGCAGCGAACACAAAGGUAGCGAGGUAACAUAUCCCACUUAUAAUAGUUCUGCAUGAGAGGAGAAAAAAAGAAAGAACAGUUUCGAGAGUUAGAGACAAGGAAGACCUCAGGUGCGAAAGAGUACCUCACAGUCACCGCAAUGUUCCUUGUCUGUGGUGAUCAAGGCACAAGCAUGUCAGCGGCAGAAACUUGCAUCAAAGUUUUCACUUACAGCAUAUUCUGUUGGAAGUGGCUUUGAAGCGAAGGAGCCGGUCACUGCCGUGGUGCACUGGUAGAGCACAAAAGCUAUUGCGCCGGCCAAGAGAGCUCCAUACAGGGUCUGCUCAAACGAUGGUGGUGGCUUCUCCACUACCUGGUUGGCGAGGCUAGCGAGCGCAUUCUGCUUGGCCUGUUCCUUCAAAGGUUUCUGGAAAAAAAGAGUUUUUCUUCUAAA